This is a messenger RNA of Aphanomyces invadans, 351 nucleotides long. RefSeq lists its product as hypothetical. NCBI's taxonomy places the organism in Eukaryota, Oomycota, Saprolegniomycetes, Saprolegniales, Verrucalvaceae. The record is from RefSeq and is a predicted model, not a curated record. The coding region runs from base 1 to 351 and encodes 116 amino acids. The transcript has a single exon.
AUGCAAGUUGCCGCUGCAGAAACGACGGUCGACCCAGCGGCGGCAGAUGCCUCGAGCUUGUUUCGCAGUCAUGCCGUCUCCCUUGUCGGCAGCGCGAUGGCCGUGAUGGCCUCGGUGAGCAUCACGUUGGCGUAUAUGACGAUCUUGGACUCGUACGUGCACAACAACUAUUUCUGGACACACUACAUCGAGAUAGGGGCCCAAUCGUGCCUUGCCGACGCAUUCAACGCCCAGCUGGGGCAGCGGUGCCGGGUUGUCCCCUUGGUCUCUGUUGAUGUCGCUUUAGCCAAGGACUACUCCACACAUCCACAACAACUCCAGCGUCGCGGAACCGUCAAAUUGCCCGCCUGA